Molecule: messenger RNA, 4394 nt
Organism: Conger conger (European conger)
Lineage: Eukaryota; Metazoa; Chordata; Actinopteri; Anguilliformes; Congridae
Gene: pheta1
Product: PH domain containing endocytic trafficking adaptor 1
Exons: 4
Coding region: 361-1134 (257 amino acids)
Biological process (GO): retrograde transport, endosome to Golgi; receptor recycling; endosome organization
Cellular component (GO): recycling endosome; trans-Golgi network; early endosome
Source: RefSeq, a predicted model, not a curated record
GUUUGCCAAAGGGCGGAUUCGAGCCGUCGUGACCAUCGUAGGGCUCUACACCUACACGCGGAUGGCCCGCGGGGAAAACCCGAAAAGGAAAGCCUUGAAGAGAGCAAGAGAAAAAAAGCGAGAAUGCUGAUAGACAGAAUUCGGCAUCGAAUCGGAGUGUCCUUGCAGCUGUCCAAACACACACACGGUCCCAGGAUUUGCUUGAAAUGCACUCCACCCUGGCAGUGAUCAUCGGAGGACGAACCCACAGGGGGUGGGUUACCAUGUAGGGGAAUGUUGACCUUGGGGAAACCCUCAAAAUCGUGAUUUGGAGCGGGUACAAGGACUCUCCAUGCGGGAUAGGUGCACUCAGCCAGGGGAAUGAAGCUGAACGAGCGUAGUGUGGCGCACUAUGCCACCUGCGACUCCCCGCCCGACAAGACGGGCUUCCUGUUCAAGAAGGGCGAGCGGAACACGGCGUUCCACCGGCGCUGGUUCGUGCUGAAGGGGAACAUGCUGUUCUACUUCGAGGAGCGGGAGAGCCGCGAGCCGGUGGGCGUCAUCGUGCUGGAGGGCUGCACGGUGGAGCUGUGCGAGUCGCCGGAGGAGUUCGCCUUCGCCGUGCGCUUCGACUGCGCCCGCGCCCGCGUCUACAAGAUGGCCGCCGAGAGCCAGGCGGGCAUGGAGUCCUGGGUGAAGGCCCUGUCGCGGGCGAGCUUCGACUACAUGCGCCUGGUGGUGCGGGAGCUGGAGAGGCAGCUGGAGGAGAUGCAGGAGGCUGCGGGCGGGGUGGGGUCUCUGCAGGGCCGGGGCAAGGGCCCCAGGCGGCUGGGGAGCAGACGGUCCAAAGCCUCCCAUCACCCCCCCGAGGUGCAGCCGCGGGAUAACGGGGUCUCCUGGAGCAAGCCUGCCGCCACCCCGCCAAACGGCUCUGACACCCCCCCGGCCCCCAUCCCCUGGGACGAGGGGGGCGAGGGGAGCAGCGAUGGGGUCCGGCCCCCCCCUGUGCCCCCCCGCAGGAGGAGCGGGCUGGGGGGAUCCACCUCCUCGCUGGAGAGCCCCGUUUCCCCGGAUACCGUGUGCUUCUCCAAACUGCACAGCUGGUACGGCAGGGAGGUGGCCCUGCUGAGGGAGGAGUGGCAGCAGAGCCAGUGAGGACUCCUAUACUCGCACACUUCUACACACACACACUCACAUACUUCUAAAUGGUAAAUGGUUGGCAUUUAUAUAUCGCCUUUAUCUAAAGCGCUGUACAAUUGAUGCUUCUCAUUCACCCAUUCAUACACACACUCACACACCGACGGCGAUUGGCUGCCAUGCAAUGCGCCGACCAGCUCGUCAGGAGCAUUUGGAGGGUUAGGUGUCUUGCUCAGGGACACUUCGACACAGCCCGGACGGGGGAUCGAACCGGCAACCCUCCCACUGCCAGGCGACUGCUCUUACUGCCUGAGCCAUGUCGCCCCAUUUCCACUUCGAGCCAGUGAGGACCGGAGACCGUUACACUUAUCGAUAGACACUCCAGAACACGCAUACACACAUACGCACACGUGCACGCACGCAUGGAGCCAGUGAGGACUCGUAUACUCACACUCUUCUACACGCACCCACACACACAUACGGAGCCAGUGCGAACCAGAGACUAUCACACUAUCACACUUAUAGACAGACACAUUCCAGCUCACGCAUGCACACACACACACACACACAAACACACACACAGGUACAUAUUUACAUGCUUACAUAUAAGCACACGCAGUCUUAUUGCAUCCUCCUCAAGGACAAACAUGGUGUAAACCACCUGCAGCUCAGCUCAACUGUACAGGAUAAUUUUCUGCGCUGGACGUGUUUUUAAUGACAAUCUGUCGAGGGCAGAUCAGUGGGCUCUUCCUUCCUGUGCUGAAUGUGUGGAGAGACACAGUGCUGUUGCUCCCACUGUUCAGACUCACUGCGGUUUUGUCAUUUCAGUUUUUCUGCUUAUGAUGUGUUUUUAACGGUUCCCUUUUGCCUAGUUUUCUUCUAGAAAGAAACUGGUCUCUUAAAAUUGCAAUCUUAUUUUUUUUAUUUCUUACUAUGUUUUUUUACUGAUGUUGCUCCUAUUCCUGUUGUGAUAUGUACCUGAAACUGUUACAUGUUUUCUAUUGUGUGUACACAGAAUCUUAAAUUGUAUUUUUAUUUUUAUCAGCUGUGGUUAGUAGGCUGUGUCCAACAGGAAAACAUUCACAGACGGUUUCAAAAGUCUCCAGCUGUCCACCCGUUACGUACUUCAGAGAGUUUUGACCGGUACAAGCAGAUUGAAAAGGGUAGUAAGUGGGCUUGUUCCAAUCGCUUAUUUUAUCCUUCCUCGUCUCUUUGUUCCUUAUCUGACCCAGAAAUAGAUCAAGAUCCACCAUCUUUGAGGAUGUUCCAAUCCAUGAAAUGUUCCUUCAAGGAGCUAGGAACCAGGAGCUUGUAAAUGAUCGACCUGUGGAUCCACCUCUCUCUCCACCUAGCCACACAUCUGACUAACAAGGACAUUCCAUUUGCCUAAUUCACGUUCUCAUUACCCCUGUCUUCACCUCCUUUUCUUGCUUCUUUUCCUUGCCUCCCUGAUGGGUGGAGCUAGGAGCAAGAAAAUGAGGCGAGGAGAGGAAGAAGGAAGUGAACAAUACAAUUGGCAGGAGCCCUGGAGCAGUCGAGGACUGAGGAGAUGAGGGUGGAUAAAAUGAGUGCUUGGAAUGAGCCCCUGGGUCAGUGAGUUUGGUUCAGCUGGGUUAGGGUUCGGACAGUUAAGUUACCCAGAGUUCCACCUGUAGCAGUGUGCAUUUCCUUAUAUGACCACUAGGUGGCACCACUCAAAUUACUCAUCGGCCAUAAACGGAUAAACUGUAAUGAUCAACGGAUAAACUGAAAUACAUGCAAGUUAUGUACACUCCUGCCGUUGCCCUAAAUCAAGGCACUGGCCUCAGAACUGGUGUUGGUCCCCAGGUGCUGUACUGUUACUGCCUCUGGUUAAAAUGCAGGAGAACAUAUUAACCCACGGGGUUCAAUGAAGUGUGACUAACAGCUUAAUCUUUAAGCGGGAUGUGAUUUACCAGGGCAGUGUUCUGCCGUCCGUGUUUAUUAGCCUGGUUGGGCGCGCCUCUGCGAUGGGCCUCCACGGUCUGAUAGUGUUCACUGUGGACCCAGGAGGGCGAGCCGUAAAACUCUUGACACAUCCACGUCCUGCCAGACCCACGUAUUGUUUACCAACACGCAGUGUUACUAUGUGACAAGGGCUGGGGUUCUGGCCGGCAAAAUCCUCACUUUGGGGGAUGGCUUUUGCAUGCUUUCAGUUUUUUUUACUUAUGGCCACACUAUCUACUGUAUCUUGUAGUGUCAGGCUUUAUUACCAAUAUUAUCUUUACAGCCAGAAUGGCAAACACUGCAGUUGUAUUCUAUUCCUAUAUCAGUCUAUGGUGGGACUUGUCAUUAUUGGGUUCUGUUUUAAGGAGGUACGGUUUGGCGAUUAUGUAACUGUACAACCUGUAUAACUUACAGAUAUGCAGCUUUGAUUUGAAUUGCUUGUGUAUGGAUUCUUAAACUCGCUCUCAGUGUAACUCUUAAGGCCAUAGUUUUCUAAGAUCUCAAUAAGUUGAGAUGUUUUGGUACGUGAAGUUUUUGGGCGUGUUGGGAGAAAGGAGAAGUUGUUUGGUACGGUGCUUGGAGAGAGUGGCGUUCAGUCCUCCACCGCUCUGAGGUAUGAGCGCUGGCUGUUUUUACAAACCCGAAAAUAAUUUUUCUGGUAAACAUCACCUGCAUAGUCUUCAGAACGCAUUCCUCCUUUAUAUUCGUUUUUUUCUGGGUUUGGUGAAUCCUGUUUCUAAAAAAAAAAAAAAAUUAAAAUAAAACUGACCAUGGCACUGUGCCUGAGAGAACUGGCCAGCAGUCCCGAAAUUUCAGCCAGGAACAAUCUACUAGUAUUUACUAGUAGUAAACCCUCAAUUUUUUGUGGUGUUCGUGCACAAUAAUAUGGGUGGGAGCUCUCUUAUCUAACCACUCUGGGACCUUGUUAGCUCUUCAUCAGCAGGAACCAAAACUGUGAAAAAACACCUGGAUUUUUUCUGUGCUUUUUGAUUUUUGAAUUUUUGUAACAACUUGUUUAACCACUCAAAUCCUCGAAAUCGCUGAAAACUAAUGUGGUUUUGACAAGAGAUCAAUGGCUGAAGUUAUUGAGGUUUGUCAGAAUUGGGAAAUGGAGAGAAAUGCUGUUGAAAGGAGACGAGUUACGCUGGAACCUGAAACUGAAUGACUGGAAAAGAUAAACGGAAAGACAGAGUAGAUUACUGAAAUGGGACAUUGCAAUGCGUCUUUGUUUUCAGGUAUUCCAUGAAUGCAGCAUGAUUGGAUUCUCCGCGGUGACGAGUGUAUUCACAAACCAAUAAACAACCAUUAAACAA